Molecule: messenger RNA, 2025 nt
Organism: Purpureocillium lilacinum
Lineage: Eukaryota; Fungi; Ascomycota; Sordariomycetes; Hypocreales; Ophiocordycipitaceae
Cellular component (GO): cell periphery; cell septum
Molecular function (GO): chitin synthase activity
Source: RefSeq, a predicted model, not a curated record
AUGGCGAGUGAUGUCUCCCGAGGUUCCGAGGCAGAGCCUGAGCCAAAGGCAGACGCGCGAUCUAUGUCCACAAGCGUGCAUUGCCAGAACGAGUCCAUGGCAAUCGACGGACAGGAUGCUUCUUGUGGCGUCGUCACAGAGCCAGACCCAAAGCUCGAGGGGCCACCUUCGUCGACAGGUGCACCGGAACAGAAUGAGCGAAUUGAGAUGGUCAUGAGUGGUGAGGACGGCGUUCUCGAACAAGGAGCGCAAUCUCCCCAGUCACAAGUGUCUCACAUUUCGUGGCAAGACACCGGCUCAAGCGCAUCUUUUACCUCGUCAUUGCUGCAAGAGGAUGCGAAGGCGCAUUGGGACUCGGAAUUCGAGCUGCGAAGCGUUUCAAGGAACCUUCUCCGAUUGCAAAAAUGGGGGUUGAUAAUCGGCUUGGUCUGUCUAAACGCAACACUCAUAUACGUGGCCUGGGCCUUUUGGCAGGUGUACUACCUGUUUAUCCUGCUCUUAAGCGCAAACACGGUCAUGCAGGCUUUCAUGAUCUGCGGAAUCAUCCUGCACUUUCUUGCGACAAGACUACUACGUUGUGGGUGCGGUUGGCCUCGCAAAGAGGUAAUCCCCGAUGCGCCAGAGAAGAUGGUGUUGCUCUUGCCGUGCUACAACGAAACACAGCACGAACUAACUCGAUCACUCGACUCUCUUAUUGCGCAAAAGCAAAUCGAUCAACACCCACGCUUAAUCUUUAUCGUCGUCGACGGGAACGUCCGCGGCCCUGGUAUGGAGAAAACAACUCAAGAAUAUCUGCUACAAGAUAUCCUUGGACCUGGGCACUCCCGAUACUUCACCAAUGGCUAUCGAGCGCGAGAUGGUCUAUUUAUGCCGGUGCGGGUUCAGACUGGAUACUAUAAGGGUCUCCCUUACGUUUUCGUCGGCAAGUCCUACAACCAAGGGAAGAGAGACAGCCUCUGCUUUGCCCGCUCGUUCCUUUACCACUUCAAACAACGUUCCGAAAACGUCGUCACGAUGUUCAACAAUGGCCUGUUCGAGCACAUUGGCAACAUAUUUAUUCAGCAUAACCUCGAUAAUGUCGACUUUCUAGUUGGUAUGGAUGCGGACACUGUCUUUGAUGACUAUUGCGUCAUCGAAAUGUUGCACGAAAUCCGGAAGAACCCAAAACGUAUUGGUAUUUGUGGUCAUGUCUGCGUCGACUACGACGGGAAGAACUUUGGACUGUGGUCACUGUAUCAGGCCGUCGAGUACUCCCAGACCCAAGGUUUACGCCGUAUGUUUCAGUCUCGCAUCACGGGGAAGGUCAAUUGCUUGCCUGGAUGCUGCCAGCUUAUCCGCGUGGGGGAGGCAACCUUUGGCGAUGCCGUCCUGCGUGAGCGAUUUGCAUAUUAUCCGAAGCCAAACGACAUCAUGACGCAGCACAUCAUGAGCAACUACUCAGAGGAUAGCAUUCACACUUCCAUCGUUUUCAGUUUGUUCCCGAGGAAGCAAACUGCUCAAGCCCUGCGGGCCAAGGCCUUCACUAUUGUACCCCAGACUUGGAAAGUAUUCCUCUCACAACGCAAGCGAUGGGCCUUAGGGAGCAUCUCGAACGAGUUUGUGAUGAUCUUUCGACCGGGAAUUAUCCUCAUAGAGAGGAUUCAGAGCUUCAUCGCUGUGUUCACCUGGGCUAUUACACCAUUCAUUAUAGCAGCUCUUGCCGAGCUUCUCAUGCUUCUCAUCAAGCGUGGUUCGGAGGUAAUGCGGGAUCCCGUUUUCGUGGGCCUGAUAUGCGUCCUCUGGUUUCGAUAUGUUUACUCCUUCUGUAUAGGGUUUUGGCUACCGAGAAACAACCUGGAACGCAUACAGUACUUUGUGGGAUUCUUCUUUCAUCUUGUCACAUCUCCAUUCCUCAACGUCAUUGUUCUGGGGUAUUCUUUGUUCAAUUCAGACGAUUUCAAGUGGGGAAAGACGAGACAGGUUGUGGGAGAGCCUGGAGACAGCGAGCAGGCCACUGGUGAUGCACGCGUGACAGGUGCUCAUUAA